Molecule: messenger RNA, 659 nt
Organism: Nicrophorus vespilloides
Lineage: Eukaryota; Metazoa; Arthropoda; Insecta; Coleoptera; Silphidae
Product: enhancer of rudimentary homolog
Exons: 4
Coding region: 152-538 (128 amino acids)
Source: RefSeq, a predicted model, not a curated record
UGUUUUUAGCAGUAUUUUUGUUUUCGUUUGCUUAUCAUAAUGGAGUAGAUGGCGCACAUGUCCAAGAAAAGAACCUGAUUUAUGUUUGUAACCAUUUGUAACCUUAAAAAAGAUAUUCAAAAAACCGUUUAACGAUUAUUCGUAACUAAAAAUGGCUCACACAAUUUUAUUGGUACAACCUGGAUUGAAUCCUGCUACAAGAACAUACUCUGAUUAUGAGUCUGUUAAUGAAUGCAUGGAAGGUAUGUGCAAGGUGUAUGAAGAGCAUCUGAAGAAGCUGAUGCCAAAUACUUCAACAAUUACCUAUGAAAUAUCUCAGUUAUUUGAUUUCAUUGAACAAUUAUCAGAUGUGAGUUGCCUGGUUUAUCAGAAAUCUACCAACACUUAUGCACCUUUCAACAAGGAUUGGAUUAAGGAAAAGAUUUACAUUUUAUUGAGGCAAGCUGCUGGACAAGAGGAGCCUCUUCCAUUUAGCUAUGUCCUGUCGACGCAUUACCCCAAUCACAUUCUGUAUUGUAGUGGUAAGUUUAGAGGAUAGGUGAAGUAUGAAUCGGGGUCCCGGCGAUUCUGAAAAGAUGUUGAGGGGACCUCGGAAUGGUUGUUAGUGAUGAUUGGCUGUUAUUUUAUCCGUGGUCAAUACAAAAUUGGCUAAAGUCUUA